Messenger RNA from Acaulospora morrowiae, 166 nucleotides. NCBI's taxonomy places the organism in Eukaryota, Fungi, Glomeromycota, Glomeromycetes, Diversisporales, Acaulosporaceae. The record is from the annotation of a GenBank genome assembly.
AUGGCCAAAUUAUAUUCAUACUAUGUAACGAAUGCACAUGAAGAAUUAAAUUAUGUCAAACAUGAAAUAAAUGAAGAUGAAUUCGAACAAACAAUGAAAAAUUAUACUUCUACUAUUAUAUCAGAUGACGAUAUGUUUGAUGAAAGUAUUGAAAGCAAGGAAGAAG